AUGAGCUAUGUUUUUCGAUUUGAGGAAGGAAUCGAUGAGCUGGACGAUUUCACAAAAAUGGCCCGUGAAAGAGCGGACAUCGAGGCUAAAUAUGGUAAAACUAUGCAACAAUUUGCCGAGAAGUGGAAAGCUCACGUGGAUCGGACAGUGCCAUCCGGAUCGAUCAAGAAAGCGUGGAUGGAAAUUCUUGAAGAAGCCGAUGCGAUAUCUGUGCAACAUAAUCGGGUCAAAGAUCGCCUAAUGGAUGAGGUGUUGAAAACACUGGCUUUAUACCGAAAAGAGAACUACCAUCCAUCGGCGUUUCGUGCGCCGAAAGAAAUUCGUGAAGCUGAGGAAGGCUUUGAGCGGGUAGAUUUUUUGCACUGA
Molecule: messenger RNA, 366 nt
Organism: Ostertagia ostertagi
Lineage: Eukaryota; Metazoa; Nematoda; Chromadorea; Rhabditida; Trichostrongylidae
Source: the annotation of a GenBank genome assembly